AUGGCGUCCUCCGGAGGCACUACGGCAGCGAUAGGCGGCAGUCUUCCGGCCUUACUCCUGGCCAACGGUUCCCUCGGUGGUGGCGGAAAAGGCAUUGGCAAACCGGACAUCAAACCUAUCAUCACUGGCGGGCCCGCCGCCGGUGCCCCGAGCAAAGUGCUGCUCGGUGGCGAUAAACACGAAACAUGGCAGAUGGAACUACUGAUGGAGCGGCUCCGGACGAAGGCGAAAUCGGCCCAAUACAAAUCGUUUCCGGAGAUGUCAAAAUCCGUCCGGAUGUCGCUCUUGGAAAAACGUUACGCACUCGAUGCGGUGGAAAAAUCGAACCUACAGAAAACGCUCGACAGCAUGCAGUAUUGUAUCAAAGUGACCACCCGGCAGGGGCUGGUCGAGCGCCUCGACUGUCUGACCCGACAGCUGGGGCUCAAGCUGAGCGAAGACACGUCCGGGUUGUUCAUCUCGUCGGAUAUGUUCUACCUCGAGAUCCUCCUCGACCCGGCCGGCACGGUGCAGGACGUAAAGGUGCACCACGAGUGCAAGAUGAAGCAGCAAAGCUGCAGCGAGCUCGUUGCCUGUCUGCAGCGGGGCGACUUUGCCGACUUUACAACCCAGCUCGAGGGACUGGCCUCGAUCUAUCAGCUGAACGCGGAGAAGAAGAUCAAGGUGAACGCGUUCGUGGCGCUGCAAGCACUCGAAACGGAUCUGCACAAGCUGUACACGCUCUCGAUGCAACGCUACCCGGAGGUGCGCUCGCUGUUGCUGCAGUCGCCCCUGGGUGUGGUGCAGAAACGGCGCGGCGGCCAUCCGAUGCGCCUCACGUACUUUGUGGCUCCGUACGAGUUGCUCGAUCUUGGGACGCGCACGAUGAAUGGCCUUACGGCUGAACUGAUUGUCCGUGAAAAGAUCGGGUGCAGUGUGACCGUCGUGCUAGAAGCGUCCAGCGCGAACAAGUUGCAGAUCCAACCGCUGCUGGUGGUCGGACCCGGGGCCGGCGGACUGCAGAGCCCAUCGACCACGUACAGUGCGAUCGAAAAACAUAACUCUACCUCACUGCCGGCCACGUUCGUGCUGCGUCUCAGUAAGCCGAUGCCCGUGGACGGGUCGAUGAUGGCCGCGAUUCGUGCCGUCGUUGGACGUGAAGAUCGUCCACCGGACGGUGAUUCGACAGUCAACGGCGGCAGCAGCAGCAGUACUUCAACGUUGAUGGCCUUGAUCGCGCAGCACGCCUCCGGUGGUGCCGUGACCGAUCUGUCCCGUGGUCUCCCGCUAGUGCUGCCCGAUCAGUGUCACUGUUACUUUCUCACCGACAAUCCUGCCUUACGAGGGGUGAUGGUGGGAAGCAUCCCGUUCACCGAACCACAGCACGUCCCGAAGCUUCUCGUCUAUCUGCGCCGAGCGGCCGUCUUCAAUCAGCUUCUUGCCAGCUGCAUCCGCACGACCCCGUCAACAGUGGCCUUGGGAACCGGAGCGGAGUCCACCACCGUCGGUGCUUUGGUGUUCGAAGUGACGGCACUUUCGUGCGACUACAUCACCGUGUCGGUAAUGCACCCGUUCGAUGAUUCGCUGGCGACGGUCGAGUUUGAUCUGCAGAACAUUGCCGCGAUCGCGGUGCGCGUCUACUGUGGCGGCGGACUGGAGGAAGCGGAAAGUGAGGAACAGCAGCAGCAGACGGCUACCCACAUUUCGGCCGUCCUACAGCGUUGUAUGUCGAUUCCGGUCACGCUGCGAGCGCUCGUCCGUCACUGGGAGGAGCGUAAUGAGCAAAAGUUCAAAAUCAAGCCGGCCGUGGGACCGGGUGGCGGCGCCGGACAGUCUGCCACCGGUGGUCCUUCUUCCUCCGGUGGACCCGAAUCCGGCGGCGGAGGCGGACCAACGGCAUCGGACGAGAGCAACGGAUUUCCAAGCCUUUCACUGGGUCCACCGUCGGUAGAGAGUGCAAGCAAUGGUACGACGGCAGCAAACGGAAUGAAUGGUGGUGGUACGUCGAACGGCACGAUCGGGCUGUCCCAUCUUCACCAGCAGCAACGACCGUCCGCGGCCAUGAUGGUGAAUGGUGCCGCGAAUGGGUUCGGUGCCGGGUCUUGCCUUCCCAGCGGUGCAAUGGACGGGUUCGGUGACAUGCUGGCAGCGGUCCGAAAUGGUCGCGGCCCGGGUGGUGGACCGCGAGAACCUCCGGAAAUGUUGGCCGGGGCUAUGGCGAAGAAACGACGAAUGAACGAGGAUUUUUGUAAGAGCCCAAAGAGCGAUAGCAACCGUGACGAUGGUGGUGCUGGUGAUGAUGGUGGCGAGGUCACGGCCACCUCGUCGUCCAUCGGUACGACCACCACCGGCAGCCAACUAGGCGGCAUUGUGGCUGGUGGUGUUGCAACCGUGGCGGCGGUGGCCGCGGCCGUCGCCGCCGCCUUUCAGGAUCAGCAGCAGCAGCGUCCGGCACGGUACGGCGGAACGGAGGAGGACGCCGGCCGGCAGGCGGUCCCGCUGCUGCUACACGACGAAUCGGCCAAUGCGAACGGGGUCGAUUCGGGCAGCUCUUUGGGUGAACGAACAAACGAACCUCAACCGUCAAAAAACCUGAACAACAACAGUGAUCCUCCUCCGAGCGCCGGCACCCUGUCCUCUAGCUUCUCUUCCGGCCUCGCCAACCUGGACGAUGAGAAGGGCCGCCGUUCAGCGGGCACGCUCCUGCUUGAAAGUCUCGACUUUUCCAGCCUCGACCCAACGGCUGCGACGGCCAGUGCUGACCAGCUACUUCUGGGGCUGCGUGGCACUGCUGCCGAUGGCCGCCGAGGAAAGAGGAAACGGAGCACCAGCAGCACGAGUAGCAGCUCGUCGAGUAGCAGCAGUAGCUCGAGUUCGAGCAGUUCAAGCAGUUCGUCGGAUGUCGAAGAAACGGUCGAUUUGGUCGAGGCCGAAAUGAGCAGUUUUUUUGCCGACGGAACGACCACCGCUACACCGGCGGUGGCGGUCACUAGUGGUGGGUUGCCCAAACUUGCCACGGGCCCUUCCAGUAAACCCGUUUCUUCCGCCGGACCGGUCGGAAAAGUGGUUUCACCUUCUUCGCAAGCUGGCGACAGUGGCGGCGACAAACGACCCACCCUUGGGACAACGGAUGGACUGGACAUGCUUAUGCCGCUCGGCACGGCGGCUUCCCCCCUUACGAUCACACCGAUACCGGGAACGUCGUCAACUGGCAGCUCUUCAACGCCAUCGUCAGCUUCGGCUAAAAAAGCUUCGGCCGCCACCGUCGGCCAUCGGAAGAGUGGCGACUUGGAGCACGGCGGUAGCGCUACCGAGGGUAACAAAAAGCCGGAAAAGAAAAAGAAACGCAAGGCGGACGAUACGGCGGGAUUGGCGAUGGGGCCACCGAAUAAGAUACCCUUCAAGAGCGGAGAAUCGUCGCCCAGCCAUCGAGGUAACGGCGGCGGCGGCGGCGGAGGGGGCUCGAAUAAAUCCAGCCCGAAGCACUCGUCCAGUCCCGUGCACCACAGUAGCCCCAAGCACGGUGGCAGCAACAGUUUGGGGUUUAACAGUCCCAAGCACGGCACGUCGUCCCCGAAACAUCAACCCACCGGUGGGAUCGGUAGCGGCAGCCUAGGGGCCGUUGGUGGUGGUGGCGGCGGUAAACCGAGUAUGUCGGCCCUCAAAUCGGCCGCCGCCACCGGAAGCUCACCGGGUUCGUCGAAAUCGUCGUCCAGUGGCGAUCCGAUCGCUUCGGGUCUCGCGGGCUCCAGUAGUUCAUCCAAGGAACGGGAGAAGGAAAAGAAAACGACGGCAGCGCUUCAGUUUUCUUCCCUGGCCAGCUCUUCAUCGUUUGGGGCCACCACCAACACGGCUAGUGGGGCAGCUUCGGGGCGAUCGAAAAGUGCCGCGUUGAAGCAGUUGAAGCAACUCGAUCUUUCGAUCUCGAUGGCCAGCCCCGGUGCAGACGGCGGCAUCCUGGGCGGUGGUUCACCGGCCACAACUCCGACCAUCGAUCUGACCGGAAGUCCCACGAAUGCACCCGGCGGCGGAGGGCUAGCCGCGAGUCUCGGGCUCGGUACGGGAUCGAUUGCAGCGGCCACUAUGCUGCAAGCAAUACAGGCGGCCAAACAUCGUAGCAAACUGUACCAACAACAGCAGCAACAGCAACAGCAGCAGCAACAACACACGGGUGGUGGCACGUUGAGCGCCGUGAUCGACAAGCUAAAGUCGGCCCAGUCCGCCGACGACGACGGAGCGGCCGUGCUCGUGUUGCCCGAGAUGACCAUUACACAGCAGACGCAACCAACGUCGUCACUGGCGGGUGGCGGAGGUGGCACGGGCACCGGCGGAAGCACGAGCGUCAAUAUUGGAAGCUUCGGAGCACUCAGUGGUCCCGGCGGUGGAGCAAUCACCCUGAAGGACGGCUCGAAGGCAAGUGGACUCCUCUCCGCGGCGGCGUCAUCCUCGUCGGCCUCUCUUACCAACUGUGCCUCUCUUGGGAUUAGUUCUGCCUCACAAUCAACAUCCAUGACCCACGGUGGCGCAUCGCUGGCGUCCGCUGGGCAGUCGGCGGGAAAAGCGUCCUCCGAGUACAUGGUGAAGCCGAGCUCGGACGGCAUCAAGCUGACGAUCCAGAACAAGAAGGGCUCGAAAAGCUCGAGCUCGGCUGGUUCCAGCAAAAGCAGCGCCACCAGCAGUAGUAAAUCCGGACUCAAACCCGGCGUUUCCAGUGGUCCAAUUUCGUCGAAACAGCAACAACAAUCGUUGCAGCAGAACCACAGCAGCACCACCUCCUUCAGCGGGGCCUUCUCAGCGUCCACGAAAGGCGGACACGGCAGCAGCCCUCACUACGCCAGCUCCUCGGCGAAGGCACCGUUUCAAAAGUCCAACUCUUUCGGUUCGCUCACUGGCACUUCCGGUGCGCUGAAGGCCUCGUCGAAGGUUAGCUCCCCAAAGUCGUCCUCCAACCCGGGCAACCCUUCAUCGUCGUACUCAUCGACGGUGAAAGAGAAAACCUCCGUCGGUCGGCUGGGUUCGAGCAAAUCCUCGACCGCGCUCGCUUCCUCGCUCGGGUCUCUCGCUGCGUCCGCCGGCCACGGUGCUGCGCCCGGUGCGCUGGUGAACCCGAUAUCGAUCAUGAAAAUGCUCGGUUACCAAACGAGCGGCACCGGUUCGAUGGGCAGUCUCGAUGGGUUCGCCAAAUCACUCGACACCAAGUUCCAGAUACCGAAACUGUCCGCCCGAGCAAACGCCACACAGUCCGAUGGAGCCAACGAUGAGCGAGCGAGCACCAAGGGGACGAAGGACACGGUGGCGUCGUCGGGAAACCGGCAGAAGCAGAAGCAGCAGCAGCAGCAGCAACAGCAGCAACCGCUGGUACCUUCUCCGGGUAGCGCCGGUACUUGUGGUGGUCCGUUGCGGAACUUUUCACCGUCACCUUCCGGUGGCAGUAACGACGGCGGAAAUGGUUGCCAACCGCCCGCUGCAACCGUUGCGAGCGCCCGGCUACUGUCCGAUUUACUGGGCGCAUCGAAAGCGCCCGCCAAAUCUGGCACUGCCGAUGGCGUUGGCGGCGGCAGUGUGUCUCCGCUCCAUCCCCUUUUGCCAAACAUUGUGCAGAAAAUGUUUGGUAAUGACACGGCGGCAAGCAAUAGCAUCGGCAGCGGCGUGCUAACGAACGCCGGCAGCGGGCCGCUCUGCUCGAUGAGCCACAAAUCGAACAGCUCCGACGGAAGCAUGUUCCCGGCCGACCGUGCCUCGCCCGGAAUGCUGGCCGGUGUACGGUCGGGGUCGGCACCCGGCACCCCCACAACCACGACGGCGCCCGGCUCGAUGGUGGUGCUACCGCCGUUUCCGUCGCCCGUCUCGGGCGGUGCUUCGAACGAUGGAACCGGCGAUCUGCUUGGCACCCUGAUGCGCCCACCGUCGCGCCCCAGCAGCACCAUCUCGAACCACUCGCACUCAUCGCAGGAUGGUGGCGGCGCGGCUGACGGUAUCCCGUCGGCGAUGAUGAUGAUCGGCCCGGGAGGAGGUCACUCGCCGGUGGCAGCCAUCUCGCUCGAUGGCGCCAGCACCACCCAGCAACUGAUGGCCGCCCUGAAAAGUGGCGUUGGGGCUGUGAAUCACCUGAAUCACCUGUCGAAUCACCACCACGCUAACCACGCAUUUGGUGUGGCCGCCAGCGGCGGUGGUGGUGGUGGAAGCGGCGGGACAUCACCGGCACUGAAAAGUCAUCCCUCGCCCGCGUCCGUCUCGGUGCACAUAAAGUCCCCGGCACCGUCUCCGUUACCACCGUUCGCGUCACCCCACUCAAACUCCUCCUCGACGCAUGCCGGUGGAGGUGGUGGCGGCCUUGGUAUCGAUGAUGACCUCAUGGACGAGGCACUGAUCGGCAUUGGCAGCAAAUGACAGACAGACAGCACCGAGCGAGGAUCGCAACGUGGAUGAUCGCUUGAAACGGUGGCGGCGGUGGUCACUGCGGUGUGUUAGGCCCGAGAGACGAGGGUAACCCCGGUAGUUAACCUGGUAGACAACAUGACACACACACACACCAACACACACACGCUAGUGUGUGAUCCAAUGAUCGUGUGCGACAAAUUAAUGGUUUCGUGCAUCCCUUCCCGAACACGGCGAAAAAAAAAUACAGUACAGUUCAUAGUGGGACUUCCGGCGUGGCGUGUCACGGCAUAGCGGCAGCGCGGAGGUCUCGAUCAUUCACCAAACCCCUUAAAACUGGUGCAGUUCGAUGGGACGGAACGAGAUAUUUGUAAAUAUUUCCGCUAAAAGGGACGCUGAACGGUCCUGAAGGCCUCCGCCUCCCCGAGAAUAGGUCAUUAUUAAUUUUUUAUUUCUUUACUGUUUCCACGAAAUACACACGUUACAAGAGCGGAACUGUGGAAACGUUCCGUUUUGGUUUGAAUUAUUUCUUCGCUCGCUGUUUUCUUUCCCCUUAUUUGGUUCGUGCGUUUUUUUUUAGUGUGAGGGCUUCCCGCUAUUUUGGUCGCUGGUCCAGUGUCCAGUGGUUUUUGCUUCUUGCUCGUACCGGAUGUUAAAGAGCCUCCGUUGCUGCCGCGUGCCGUUUGUUUGUUGGAGUGGCCGAAAAGUAGGACAUAGUUUUUAGUACCGAUAGUGCGUGAACAGUUUAGGCAAAUGGGGCGAAACGUGACAAGUUACAAAUAAAGUUGACGGCGCGCAGUGGAUUGAAGAACAGCACACUGGGCACA
Molecule: messenger RNA, 7184 nt
Organism: Anopheles cruzii
Lineage: Eukaryota; Metazoa; Arthropoda; Insecta; Diptera; Culicidae
Gene: MED1
Product: mediator of RNA polymerase II transcription subunit 1
Exons: 4
Coding region: 1-6369 (2122 amino acids)
Biological process (GO): regulation of transcription by RNA polymerase II
Cellular component (GO): mediator complex
Molecular function (GO): transcription coregulator activity
Source: RefSeq, a predicted model, not a curated record